AUGAAACGACCUCUGUUUUGUAAGAUUGUGAAUAAGAUUGUGGAAAAUGAUGAGUUUUUCCAGCAAAGGCGAAAUGCAUCUGGGAAGUUGGGGUUGUCUGGACUCCAAAAAUGCACGGCAGCGAUGAGAAUGUUAGCGUAUGGGGUGGCUCCUAACGCAGUUGACGAGUAUCUUCAUAUGGGUUCUUGUAAUGACCUUAAUUUACUUAACUGUUCACCAAUUUUUACUGAUGUUUUGCAAGGUCAAGCACCUCCAGUGAAGUUUAAUGUCAAUGGCCAUGAAUACAACAUGGCUUACUACUUAGCUGAUGGUAUUUAUCCAAGUUGGGCUACUUUUGUGCAAGGAUUUACCAAUCCUCAAACUCAUAAGCAUAUGCUUUUUGUUGAACGACAAGCUGCUACACGUAAAGAUGUUGAACGUGCAUUUGGUGUCCUACAAGCGAGGUUUGCAAUCGUACGACAACCAGCUCUUGCUUACGAUGAAGAUGUGCUAGCUGACAUUAUGAAGGCUUGUAUAAUAAUUCAUAACAUGAUAGUAGAGGAUGAACGAGAUACUUAUAAGAAUGCUGAAGUAACAAGAAAAUAUUACGAAACAGAUCGCCCAAUGUCGCGUCUAGGAGGUGAAGCUAGUAUAAGUGGUGCCAUAAAUAAUGAUGAGACAUUUCAGUUUCAAACAGGACGUCCUAUCGACAUUAAUAAAUACUUGGAGAUAAGGGACGCUAUGCGUAAUAGACGAACUCAUCAAUCCUUGAAAGAUGACUUGAUAGAGCACAUUUGGGAAAAGUUUGGUGACAAUAAUCCUUAA
Molecule: messenger RNA, 804 nt
Organism: Chenopodium quinoa (quinoa)
Lineage: Eukaryota; Viridiplantae; Streptophyta; Magnoliopsida; Caryophyllales; Amaranthaceae
Exons: 2
Coding region: 1-804 (267 amino acids)
Source: RefSeq, a predicted model, not a curated record